Messenger RNA from Cucurbita pepo subsp. pepo (vegetable marrow), 2764 nucleotides. Lineage: Eukaryota; Viridiplantae; Streptophyta; Magnoliopsida; Cucurbitales; Cucurbitaceae. The record is from RefSeq and is a predicted model, not a curated record.
UUCAGUUCUCUCUCAACUCUCAUCCAUCCCCACUGAUGAUAAAUAUUGAUAACAAUCCGUUUUUCACUAAGAAAUUAAUCAUGAAUCCUCCUAAUCCGGCCGUCCUCCACAUUUCACUGCUUUUAGUCACUUUUGUUGGCAGUUUCUUUACCGUCGCCGCCAUAGAUAAUUCCACUAUUCCCAUCAUCAAAGAUGGAGAUCGCUUGGUGUCCAGCAACAAGAAUUUUGCUCUUGGGUUCUUCAGCUUCAACAAUUCCACCACUCGCCGAUAUGUCGGAAUUUGGUACAACACAAUUCCUCAACUAACCCUCGUUUGGGUUGCCAAUAGAAACCAACCCCUAAUCGACACCUCAGGAACCUUAGCCCUCGACCGUCAUGGCAACCUCCUCGUUUUCUCCGACACACAAACCAUAUCUCUUUGGUCUACAAACGCUACCCUCCCAUCAAACGACGUGUCGGUUCAGCUUUGGAAUACGGGAAAUCUCGCCCUUGUUGAACGACAGAGCCGAAAGGUUAUAUGGCAAAGCUUUGAUUAUCCAUCUGAUGUUUUAAUUCCGUACAUGAAAUUGGGGGUGAACCGGCGGACCGGGUUCAGCUGGUUCCUAACUUCUUGGAAGGCGCAAGACGACCCGGGAAUUGGGAAUUUCAGUUGCCGGAUCAACCCGACUGGGUAUCCGCAGCUGGUUUUGUACCAGGGGGAUGUUCCAUGGUGGCGGGGAGGGCCGUGGACAGGGCGGAGAUGGGCCGGAGUACCUGAAAUGACGAGGUCGUUUAUAAUCAACACAUCCUACAUCGACAACGCCGAGGAGGUCUCCAUAACAAACGGCGUCACGGUCGACACGGUUCUAAUGAGAAUGACUCUCGACGAAUCCGGUUCGUUGCAUCGGUCCACGUGGAACGAACAGGACCAAAAGUGGAACGAGUUUUGGUCGGCCCCGACCGAGUGGUGCGACAAGUACAACCGGUGCGGUCCGAACUCUAACUGCGACCCGUACAACACGGAGCAGUUCCAAUGCAAGUGCCUGCCAGGCUUCGAACCACGGUCCAACCAUAAUUGGUUCUUGAGAGAUCCGUCGGGUGGGUGCGUCAGGAAAAGGCCGAACGCCACGUGUGGGAGUGGAGAGGGUUUCGUGAAGGUGGAACGUGUGAAGGUUCCGGAUUCGUCGACAGCACGUGCGGAUAAGAGUAUGAGUUUAGAAGCGUGCGAACAAGCGUGUAUGAAGGAUUGUAAGUGUACGGCUUACACGAGCGCAAAUGAGACGACGGGGUUCGGGUGCGUGACAUGGUAUGGAGAGUUGUUAGACACGCGGACCUAUGCCAACGUGGGUCAAGAUCUGUACGUACGAGUUGAUGCCGUUGAAUUAGCUCAGUAUUCCCAAGAGUCAAAUCGUUAUCCAACGAAGAAGGUGAUAGCCAUCGUCGUAGUAUGUUUUGUCGCAUUGGUGCUACUCGUGGCCUCGCUAGUUUAUUUAUGGGAGCUGCUAAAAAAAAGAAGGGAAAGGGAGAGACCACCAAGUUUCUCUGGUAACUUUGGGGACCCGCCAAGUACGAAGGAAUUUGAUGAAAGUAGAACAAGCUCAGAUUUGCCAGUGUUUGACUUGGUCACUAUAGUUAAGGCAACCGACAAUUUUUCUUUUAACAACAAGCUUGGAGAAGGUGGCUUUGGGGCUGUUUAUAAGGGAAAGCUUACAAAUGGAGAGGAAAUUGCAGUUAAAAGGCUAGCUAAGAAUUCAGGGCAAGGAGUUGGAGAGUUCAAAAAUGAAGUCACUUUAAUUGCAAAGCUCCAACAUAGAAACCUGGUCAGAAUUUUAGGGUAUUGCGUUAAGAAUGAAGAGAAAAUGCUUGUGUAUGAAUACUUGUCAAACAAAAGCUUGGACUCUUUCAUCUUUGGUAAGUCUUUUUAAUUUUGCUUAAACAUUAACAAGACUUGACCAACUCCAUCUUUUUUUACUUUUGUUUUAGAUGAAAGCAAGAGGGCUUUGCUUAAUUGGAGAAAACGCUUUGAAAUCAUUUGCGGUGUCGCUCGAGGGAUGCUAUAUCUUCAUCAGGAUUCUCGAUUGAAAAUCAUUCAUCGAGAUUUGAAGGCAAGCAAUAUACUAUUAGAUGCUGAGUUGAAUCCCAAAAUUGCGGAUUUUGGUAUGGCAAGAAUAUUUGGUCAAGAUCAAAUUCAAGCAAACACAAAUCGAAUUGUCGGAACGUAUGGUUAUAUGUCACCUGAAUACGCAAUGGAAGGUCUGUUCUCAGUGAAAUCAGAUGUAUAUAGCUUUGGAGUUUUGGUGUUGGAGAUGAUUACGGGGAAAAAGAACACCAACUACGAUUCCUCGUACUUAAACUUGGUCGGACAUGUUUGGGAGCUGUGGAAAUUGGAGAAGGCAAUGGAAUUGGUAGACCCAAGUUUGGAAGAAUCAAGCCGUGGAUAUGAAGUGAUGAGAUGCCUCCAAAUUGGGCUGUUAUGUGUGCAGGAGGAUCCGACAGAUCGUCCGACCAUGUCGAGUGUGGUGUUCAUGUUGGGCAACGAAGUGGGUGUUCCUUCUCCAAAGAAACCUGCUUUUAUUUUGAAGAGGAAAUACAACAGUGGAGAUCCAUCCACCAGUACUGAAGGAGCCAACUCUGUAAAUGACCUAACAAUUUCCAUAAUCAAUGCUCGUUAAUUAGACAUAGCAUAUUUGUUAUGAACUUAGAUUAAUUACUACUAUUUUCACUUCCAAAUUUAUUGUUAUAUCCAAAUAACUUUCAUAAUUGUAAAUCAUUCACUUAUAUGUUA